GGCAACGGGCCGUACACACGGGCCGGCGGCAUGAUCUGGGAGUGGGAGCUGACCGCGGGGCAGAAGCGAAACUCGUUCGGAUCAUGUCAAGCCAGGAAAAGUUUCCCCUUUCACCAUGCCCCAGACAGACUCGGGAACCAGCUGGUCCCCAUCCUUGGGGACCCCUGUCGUGGGCCCGGGAGUUACCACAAUGAAGAGAGGAGUAGCAUGAUAUAUGCCUUGACUCAUAAACCAGAGAGCAUCAAAGGUUACGUACUGGGAGCAAGAACAUCCCUGCGUUUCCCACCAGAUUGCAAGACUGUGACCCCUGGUCCUGGAACACACCAAUCAGCAUGGAUCAAAGACCAAAAGUUACAGCCUGCCUACGCCCCAUUUUCUGUCAAGUCAUCACGAUUUCCGCAGAAGGCUCUGGAUAGAGAGUUUUUCCCUGGACCUGGAACUUAUGAAGCAGACAAGCUGCCACACAAGAAAAUCAUCUGGCCAAUGAAGUUUGGGUCUCCAGAUUGGUCUUUAGUACCAAUGCCAGAGAGGAGGACUCUAAGAACAGAGCUGAUUACAGAUAAAGAAUUCAGGAAACAUCGGAAUCGAUUGGCCUACUUGAGCUUAUACUACAGCUGAAUAGUUCUACCCAUCAGAGUGUAUCUUUUCCUUUCCAAUUAAGCUUCUCAAUUCUGUUUUUAGCUGCACCAAAAAUCGGGGUGUAAAACUAGUUCUCUUAUGCUACUCGGACUCCAAAAUCAGGCUGCUUCAUAAAGAACUGACCAGUGUUUACAUUAGGGCUUAAUUGGUGUCAUUUCACUUUUAAAAA
Messenger RNA from Dermochelys coriacea (leatherback sea turtle), 808 nucleotides. It is a transcript of the gene CIMAP3, whose product is annotated as primary cilia formation. Bases 31 to 618 code for a protein of 195 amino acids. NCBI's taxonomy places the organism in Eukaryota, Metazoa, Chordata, Testudines, Dermochelyidae. The transcript has 6 exons. Gene Ontology annotation, biological process: regulation of cell projection organization. The record is from RefSeq and is a predicted model, not a curated record. Gene Ontology annotation, cellular component: ciliary basal body. Gene Ontology annotation, molecular function: cytoskeletal protein binding.